CAGAAUUGAGCAGAACAGCAGCUUUAAUUCAUCCCAAAAUAAGCCGAUACUUAACGCGAAUGCGAGCACUUUAAGUCGUCCGUGUGUCUGAAUUAGCGAAAAUGUUGACGGAGGCGUUAGAGGGGCAGCUUACGGUGGUUUAUAACACCGUCGCCGCCUCAGUGCAGGUUCAGGUGGAGCCGGUCGGCCGCUGGUUCGAGGCUUUUCUGAAGCGCAGGAACAGAAAUGUGUCGGCUUCGUUUCAAGAGCUGGAGGAAGAGGAGGAGCUGUCAGAGGAAGAGGAGGAUGAAGAGCUUCAGCUGGAGGAGUAUCCCAUGCUGAAGACACUGGACCCCAAAGACUGGAAGAACCAAGAUCACUAUGCUGUUUUAGGUCUGGCACACGUCAGGUAUAAAGCAACGCAGAAACAGAUCAAAGCUGCUCACAAAGCGAUGGUCCUUAAGCAUCACCCAGACAAGCGGAAAGCAGCAGGAGAGCAGAUUGUGGAAGGCGAUAAUGAUUAUUUCACAUGCAUAACUAAAGCAAUAGAGAUCCUGUCAGAUCCAGUGAAGCGGAGAGCGUUUGACAGCGUCGAUCCAACGUUUGACAAUGCCGUUCCUACAAAAGCAGAAGGCAAAGAAAACUUCUUCGAGGUGUUUGCACCGGUGUUUGAGAGGAACGCCAGGUGGUCUGUUAAAAAGCACUUCCCCAGUCUGGGAACUAUGGAGUCAUCGUUUGAAGAUGUGGAUAAUUUCUAUUCAUUUUGGUACAACUUUGACUCCUGGAGAGAAUUUUCCUAUUUAGACGAGGAGGAAAAGGAGAAGGCUGAAUGUCGAGAUGAGCGGCGCUGGAUUGAGAAGCAGAACCGAGCAUCUCGAGCACAGAGGAAGAAGGAGGAGAUGAACCGGAUACGGACCCUUGUUGACACGGCCUACAAUGCUGACCCGCGGAUAAAGAAGUUUAAAGAGGAGGAGAAAGCCAGGAAAGAGUCUGAGAAGAAGGCCAAAGUGGAGGCCAAGAAACGAGAGCAGGAGGAGAAAGAGCGGGCACGUCAGCAGCAGGAGGAGGCGGCGCGGCUGCUGAAGGAGCAGCAGGAGGAGGCGGCGCGGCAGGCAGCUCAACAGGCUAAGAAGGAGAAAGAGGCGCAGAAAAAAGCCAUUAAGAAAGAGCGGCAGAAACUCCGCAUGACCUGCAAGAGCCAAAACUACUUCACAGACAAUGAGGCGGACAGCGUGAGGAUGAUGGAGGAGGUGGAGAAGCUCUGCGACCGCUUGGAGCUCAUCAGUUUGCAGACGCUCAAUGAAGCUUUGUCUGCUGGCAAUAAAGAGCAGAGUAAAGCAGCUCUGGAGAAACAGGUGCAGGAGGUGAACAUGCAGCUGCAGAAGGAGAAGGAUGCAGAGCUGCAGGCUCAGCAGGCAGCGCGUGGCUCUGAACACAGCAGUGCAGCAGGAGGACAAAACAACAGAGGCUGGAGCGAAGAAGACCUGCAGCUGCUCAUCAAAGCCGUCAACCUGUUUCCUGCUGGAACAAACGCCAGGUGGGAGGUGAUCGCUAACUACAUGAACCAGCACUCCAGCAGCGGCGUCAGGAGAACCGCCAAAGACGUCAUCAAUAAAGCCAAAACACUGCAGAAACUGGAUCCGCACCAGAAAGAUGAGAUUAACCGAAAGGCCUUUGAGAAGUUUAAGAAGGAGCAUUCAGCCGUUCCUCCCACUGUAGACAACGCCAUGCCGUCAGAGCGAUUCGAUGCUGUAGGUGCAGACUCGAACGCUGCCGCCUGGACCACAGAGGAGCAGAAGCUUCUGGAACAGGCUCUGAAAACCUACCCGGUGAGCACGGCCGAGCGCUGGGAGAGGAUCUCUGAGGCGGUGCCCGGACGCUCCAAGAAAGACUGCAUGAAGAGAUAUAAAGAGCUGGUGGAGAUGAUAAAGGCUAAGAAAGCGGCACAGGAACAGGUCGCUGCUAAAAACAAAAAAUGACAAAACACACACACACACACAACCUGGUCUUUUAACUUUAUUUGUGUUGUUCUUUAUUUUAUAAUAAAAUAAACAUGGAAAAAA
Danio rerio (zebrafish) is the source of this 2042-nucleotide messenger RNA. It is a transcript of the gene dnajc2, whose product is annotated as DnaJ (Hsp40) homolog, subfamily C, member 2. NCBI's taxonomy places the organism in Eukaryota, Metazoa, Chordata, Actinopteri, Cypriniformes, Danionidae. Gene Ontology annotation, biological process: regulation of translational fidelity; chromatin organization; 'de novo' cotranslational protein folding. The record is from RefSeq and is marked provisional. Gene Ontology annotation, molecular function: ribosome binding; Hsp70 protein binding. Gene Ontology annotation, cellular component: nucleus; cytosol.